CUCUUGUUUAUCUUGGUGGUAGUGAAAGCCGUGUGUGGUUGCUUAGUGCGCCUUGCCAAGAUCCUAUGCCUACAUUUGUUCUCGGAGGGAAAUUAUUUCAUUAGGUUGAACAUCUGUUUUUUUUAAUCGCAAGUAGUUUGACGUAAAGAGCGCGUCCUGAUACAGCAGGGACGUUGGGGAUUCCUAGGGAUGACAUGUGGUAUGUGGUGUGCAGCCAGGAAUUGCUCGCGAGACUUAAGCGCUACUUCAAACGUGUUUUGAGACGAUGCGUUGUGGUGGCUUUUAAAGUGAAAGCGAGUGCUAGAAGUCCUAAAGGGAACGGUGUUUAUGUCACAGCAGUGACAAUGAAUCUUCCUCGUCGCAGGCCGACUGUCAUGAUGAUGGAGUUGAGUCACAGCCUCACACUGAACGAGGAGGCUUUGAAGCAGAUCCCAGAAGCAAAGCGCCCGGUUUUCGUCUUCGAAUGGCUCCGUUUCCUCGAUAAGGUGCUUGUUGCAGCGCAGAAGUCUGACAUCAAGGGCUGUCAGAAGAAGCUUGUGGAACAGCUAACACAGCACAUUCAAGAGUCUCCAGGUCCCCCUACACGCAAACUUAUAGCCCGUUGCCUUGCCACGCUGUUUAGUGUGGGUGAUACCUUUCUUCUUUUUGACACAGUCAAUAAGUGUAAUGAUAUCUUGAAGAACAAGGAUGACUCGCCCAGCUUUCUUCCUACUCGGCUGGCAGCUAUUUGUUGUGUGGGUUGCAUGUACGAGAAAUUGGGCCGGAUGAUGGGGCGAUCCUAUGAAGAAACUGUUCAGAUCCUCAUCAAAUCCCUGAGGAGUGCAGAAUCACAAACACGCAUUGAGAUAAUGCUUACCUUGGAAAAGGUGUGUUCUGGUAUGGGAAAUGCCAUCUCAAAUGUGCAUAAAGAAAUAUACAAGGCAGCCCGUCAUUGUUUGACAGAUCGUGUAAUGGCUGUUAGGUGUGCUGCUGCUAAGUGUCUUCUGGAGAUGUUGAACCAUGCACCGUUUCUGUACACAACAGAGCUAGAGAGCUUGGCAACACUGUGUUUCCGAGCAUUUGAUGGUUCCAAUUAUGAAGUACGAUGUGCUGUUGCAAAGCUGUUGGGAACUUUGAUAGCCACCACACAACAGACACAGAAAGGAAAUCCUGCAGCCCAUCAGAACAAAGGCUUCAAACCAAUUUCCUUAGAAGAAUCGUUAGGAGUGUUGAUGUCUGGCUUUUUAAGAGGAGGAGUUGGGUUCCUAAAGGGCACUGGAGAAAUGAUAAAAGGGAGUUCUGGUGUCAAUAGGGAAGUUCGUGUUGGUGUUACACAUGCAUAUGUGAUUUUUGUGCAAAUCCUUGGAGGAGUAUGGCUAGAGCGCAAUAUCACAACUCUGCUUACACAUGUCCUGGAUCUAGUAGCAAACCCAAAAGCAGCAUCAUCCCAUGUAGAUGCUGUCUACUCUCGCAAAUGCAUUAACUUCAUUCUCAGGAGUGUUUUGGGUCGCAUGCUGGGAGAGAAGGCACAAGCUUCUGCCUGCAAGGAGAUAGCUCACAUUGUCAUCAAGCAGAUGAAUUCUAUUGACUUUAAUCCAGAGAAUGCAAAGGAUUUUAAUCAGGAGACCCUCUUCAGUCAGCACCUGUUGGUUUGUGCUUUGCAAGAGAUGGGAAGUAUUAUUCUUGGGCUUGGAACCACAGCUGGCAACCUCCUCACUGACCAGUCACUAAGUUUGAUUGAAGCCAUAAUGGCAGUGCUGAUCCAUCCCUGCCAAGCUGCUAGACUAGCAGCUGCAUGGUGCCUUCGCUGUAUCUGUGUGGCUGUACCAAGCCAAAUAACACCUCUCAUUGACAGAUGUGUAGAGGGCAUAGAAAACAUGCGAACAUCUCCUGAAGCUAUUGCUGGGUAUAGUGGUGCACUAGCAGCUGUGUUGGGUGGCGUUCGAUUGUCUCCCUUGGGUGUUCCACACACUAAAGGGAAGGUGAUAUUUAACACAUCUGAAGAACUGUUGCGCAGUGCAAGUCAAAACAGCAGAUUGUCUCUUAACAGAACUCAGGCUGGUUGGCUGCUGAUCGGUGCUAUUAUGACACUGGGUGUUCCUGUGGUGCGUGGUCUGUUGCCCCGAAUGCUGUUACUGUGGAGAAAUUCCUUUCCACGUUCAAAUAAAGAACUGGAAUCAGAAAAGGCAAGAGGAGAUGCAUUUACGUGGCAGGUGACUUUGGAGGGAAGAGCUGGAGCUCUGUCUGCAAUGCACAGUUUUGUUCAGAACUGCCCCGAGUUGGUUACUGAGGACAUCAUCAGACGAUUGCUUACUCCAAUUGAAUCUGCCCUUGCAAUGCUAACAAAUAUAUCUACCGUCUUAAAAACAUAUGGGCAACACCUGAAGGCACCAGCUGCUAUGGUGAGGUUGAGAUUAUAUGAAACAUUGUUACUUCUCCCUUCACAUGCAUUUGAAGCUUCGUACACACAUUUGUUAAGAAUGCUUGUAGCAGAAUUCACUCUGACUGAAAACCCUGCUAACACAACUACAUCACUGCUUCGCACUGUAUGUCAUGCUGAUGACUCAGUUAUUUUAGGAACAUGGCUGCAAGAAACAGAUCACCGCACCAUAGAAGAUCAGAUGGAGCCUAAUCGCAGAGCUGAUGGAGAUCAUCUUCAGCCAAACAGUGCUGCUGGUUCUGGGGCUUUGGAGCACGACUCAUGUUGCUUGUAUCGACCAGUAUCUCCUGGUGAAUUUGUUCCUGGGCCACUUCCACUGGGUGUUGCUGUCAUUGACAUGUCAGUGUCCCUGUUUGGUCAGAUCUUCCCACGUGUUGCCAAUAAGCAUCGCUUGCAGAUGUUGGACCACUUUGCAGAAUGUAUACGCCAUGCUAAGUCUUCACGCCAAGAAGCAGUACAAAUGAAUGUGUUCACCGCUGUUCUUAGUGGCCUCAAGGGACUUACAGAGGCCAAAACAACCUUUGGUCAAGAUGAUGUGAAAAAGUCAGCUGCAUCCCUUAUAAUUGGUGCUCUGACAAGCAGUAACCCUAUCCUGAGGUGUGCUGCAGGAGAGUCACUUGGACGCAUGGCACAGGUGGUAGCUGACUCGCGAUUCACUGCAGAGCUGGCACAGACAAGUUUUGAUAGGCUCAAAUCAGCUCGUGAUGUGGCUUCAAGGACAGGACAUUCACUUGCUCUAGGCUGUCUCCAUCGUUAUGUGGGAGGCAUGGGGUCCAGCCAGCAUCUCAUCACUAGUGUUAGCAUAUUGCUAGCACUGGCACAGGAUGCAACAUCUCCUGUUGUGCAGGUGUGGUCUUUACAUGCACUCGCCCUAAUUGCAGACUCUGGUGGACCCAUGUUUCGAGGCUAUGUCGAACCAUCUCUGUCAUUGGCUCUUAAAUUGCUGCUCAAUGUACCACAGUCCUACAUUGAUGUGCACCAGUGUAUUGGCAAAGUUUUGUCAGCUCUCAUUACCACUGUAGGACCUGAGCUUCAAGGCAACACCACAUCAAUCUGCAUGGCUCGUUCGUCUUUCCUAUGCGCAUGUGCUAUCAUGCAGGAUCACCAAGAUCCAUUGGUUCAAGCUGAGGCAACAGCUUGUUUGCAGCAACUGCACCUGUUUGCACCCCGUCAUGUUAACCUCUCCUCCCUUGUACCAACACUAUGUCGUACUUUAUCGAGUAAUCAUUUGUUACUACGGAAAGCUGCAAUUUCAUGCUUACGACAACUUGCCCAGCGAGAAGCUAAAGAAGUAUGUGAACAUGCCAUGACUCUUGCCAGUGAGAGUAGAGAUACCAACAUUGUAGAAGGUUUAGUGAUCACUGAUAGUGGUCUGCCUGGAGUGCUGUUCAGCAUGCUUGACACUGAGACAGACAGCAGACUUAUCAAAGACAUCCAUGACACUUUGACAAGCAUGUUACAGAUGAUGGCUGCAGAUAACCUGUCACAGUGGCUGUCCCUCUGUAAAGAUGUCCUCACUGUUGCCACAGAAUCUAGUAGCGUUGGAGAUGAGAUAGUUGGAGUUAUAGGUGGUGGAGAGGUGGAGGAAGGAGAAGAUGUGGAGCCAGAUGAUGAUCAGGCUGAGUUUCAUGCUGCAGAUGAUCAUUCAACACACCCUGCAGUACAACCACGUUGGCCCACCAGGGUGUUUGCUGCAGAAUGUGUUCGUAGGAUUAUAGUGGCAUGUGAAGGAAAUAAGAGUGCCCACUUUGAUCUCUCAUUAGCCAAAGAGAUGCAACUCACCAAAAGUAGAGGAGACUAUCUGGUUUUACAUCUGUCAGAUUUAGUGAGGAUGGCUUUCAUGGCAGCAACCAGUGACUCAGACCCCCUACGACUUGAAGGCCUCAAAACACUGCAUGAGGUGAUAGAUAAGUUUGCCCGUGUGCCAGAGCCAGAGUUUCCAGGACACCUUUUGCUGGAGCAGUUCCAAGCCCAGGUGGGUGCAGCUUUACGGCCAGCAUUCUCUCCAGAGACUCCAUCCCAUGUGACAGCAGCAGCAUGUCAGGUUUGCAGUGCAUGGAUUGGAAGUGGAGUUGCUCGUGACCUGAAUGACCUGCGGCGAGUUCAUCAGCUGCUUGUUUCGUCCCUGGAAAAGCUCCGUCGGGGCACAUCUACUAUUCAGUUAUACAAUGAGAGCCUUGCCACACUCGAACGGCUUGCCAUUCUUAAGGCUUGGGCUGAAGUGUAUAUAGUAGCGAUGAUAGGGAAUGGCUCAGCUCCUGGUUGUCUAAACACAAACCCCAAACCUGCACCUUCUAACAUAUCGCCUGAUAAAGAUGAAGAGGAUUUUGGUGAUUUUGAAUUCAGAGGAGAGAGUCUCCUGAACCUGGUGCAGCCAGAACUAGUGAGUUUGUCUCAGCACUGGUUAGCAGCACUCCGGGAUCAUGCAUUGCUUUCUCUGCCACCAGAGUUUGCUAGUCAGCUGCCUCACGAUGGAGGAGCAUUCUACACGACAGACACCAUGGAGUCUUCCCGACCUCACUAUGCAGCCUCAUGGCCCCCUAUUCUACAUGCUGCUGCCCUAUGGCUGAAUGUGAGUGGAUUUGAUAGCAGACCAACCAAUGCUUCCCCUGUGCCAAACAAUAACAACAGUGAUAAAGCUGGAGAUUCUGCUUCUGACAGAUUUCAUCUCCUGUUCGGAAUAUGUAUGGAAGCAAUGUGCAGUACAAGGUCUUCAGAACCCAUUGAGAGUGUUAUAACAUGUCUACAAGCCUUGUACACACUGCUAGAUUCUGAUUGUCCUAGAGAAAUUCUCAUGGGUGACAGGUCUCUUGGAAUUGAGCUCUGCAAUGUGCUGCACAGGUUGAUAUUAACAAGAGACAGUCUUUAUGUUCAACUUAUGGUAAUGGAAGUGCUUAAGCAAGUGAUGAAAGCUGCUCAAGAAACCUUUGAUACAUACAAAAAGAAGAAAAUUAAAGAAAUGGUGCCAGCAAAUCAGGAAUCUCGUGCAACACAAGAAGUAGAUUUACUGGGAGAAGGUGGUAGCACUGGUGAUAUUGUACCCGGACAGUCCUUGGUGUUCGCAGUGUUGGAAGUGUGUCUAUGUCUGUUGGUACGCCAGCUACCUGUGUUAAAUCCUUCACCUGGACCUGUCCCCAUAGUCAGACAGCAUCACACUCUUCCCCCUACAGAGGAGUCAGGACAAUUGAUAGCCGCUGCUCUUUCCACUAUGGAAUGUUUACCUAGACUCUGCUCCCCACAGGGUGCUGUUGCUAUCUUGCCAACCAUUCUGUACCUCACCACUGGAGUGAUCAAAGAGACUGCCACAAAGAGUAUCCAUGAUCCAACUGUAAUAGCCACUGCUGUUCCUGUCACAGCUGCUCUCCACUGUUUGAGAACCCUAGUCACUGAUAAGUACUGUAAGGAUGAGAGGUCAGGAGAGGACUGGCGUAAACUGUUGCAGAGUGCUCUUGCAAAAGUAAUUGAUCUUGCCAAGACAGGUUCAGAUGAGACUAAGUUGGAUGAGGUGACAAUGCUGUUGGCUAUUGCAGUGUUUGUUCUGCAUGCUCCAGCUGAAGUGGUUUGUGCCCCAAACUUACAGUAUCCCUGCAUCAAUCAGUUCAAACAAUGUUUGCAGAGCAACAACAUUACAGUGAGGCUGAAGUGUGUGCAGACAAUGCGCACAAUUUUUGCACAUUCGGACCGCAAUGUUGCCACACCAUAUAUCCAUGCCUUGGCACCACGCCUUGUUGAGUUUCUGUACUCUGAAACAAGCAAGCAGUUGGCAUCAGAUGUUGAACUCUCACUUACUCUGGAGAGCAUCCAGACAGUUGAAACACUCAUCACACUUGCCGAACCAAAACACAGAGAUUUAAUGCAAGGAGUUCAAAUGCUUACACUCUUAGUUCCAAUCCUGGUGAACUGCCUUCUUGAAGGUCCUGCUCUCAAAGAGGCUAAUAACUUCACCCGAAUUCUUCAUGAACAGAGCUUGCAAAAACUUAUGAAGAUUGGGCCACAGUAUCCACAGGAGUUCAAGGCACUGAUGUCACAGUCUGGUGAACUCAGAAGCAAACUGGAAGCUGCUGUGCGGUCAAGUCAACAGGCUCAGCAAAGAUCCAAGCUGGAGUCAAACGCUACCAAGCUACCAUUAGCCCAGACUCCAACAAUUAAGCUUAAAACUGACUUCAGUAACUUCACAUCAUAGACAAAAAAUAUUGUCAUGAUAUGGGAACAUAGAAAAAAGGUACCAGCAACACUUUUCCUGGAUCACAAGACAAGCUCAGAUAUUGAGUCUGUUUUCUAGAAGUACAAUUAAUGUAGUUCUAUCAUAGAUACCUACUGCCAACUUUAAUGUUUUCCUUUUUCAUUUCAUUCCUUCUUGCUGAUAUCUGUAAGAUUUUUAGUCAGUGACCAGAACAGACUAUGUCAUUUUUCUUUUACUGUUAUUUUUGAUCUGUCAAAUCACAAGACCCAUUUGGCACUCAGUGUCACAGUGAUUCUUGGAUUUACAGGAAUGAAUGAUGAAUGAAUGAUUGAUUGAUUGAUUGAUGGAUGGAUGGAAUGAUGUAUCGCAUCCAUCUGGUAUAAUUUAUUACAUGCCAUACUUCUUAAUAUCUAAACUGUUUUAGCUCCAUCUAUUCUGUCCAUUGGUCUUUGCCUGAAUAGUCAUAUUGAAACAAUUUUAAUUUUUCUUUUAAAUUUACUUUUUAAAUUACCUAUUUAUUCCUCCAUUAAUAACAAAUUAUAUUUAAUAUUUUUGUGAUGAAGUAUGUUUCUUUGAACUGAUAAUUUAUCAGUAUUAUUUUAUUAUAAAUGAUUUUGAAUUCUUUAAUUAAAAAUAUCAAUAAUUAGCCUAAUUUUUGUUUAUGUCAUUUGACAUAGUGUUCAUUUCCUGCCUUUCCUUUAUUUAUAUGUGUAGAUGUAUUUAUUACCUGAGACUAAGAAUAUGUUACAGGACAAAAUUACUAUGCUGACUGAAAUCAUGAAUAUUCUUAGGUUACAGAAUCACAAAAAAAGUAUGAGUAACACUGGGAGAGCUGAUUGUGUGACAUGUCUUGCAGAAUAAGGAAAUGUAUGCUCAGUCAGCAAAUAUAGUUAGGAAAUCAUAUUCAUAUAUGCAAGAAUAACAGUAUAUUCCUCAUUAACAUUCCUAGCAAAGAAAAUGGUUCAUAUUUGUAGAUAUUAAUAGAUGUUCUUCCAUGUGUUCUACUGUUAGGCACAGCAAAGAGUUGAGCAUUGUUUUUAUCACUUGUGAAAACAGGAUUUCCAUAUUCUCAGAUUCUGAAAUAUGAAGUAUCUGAUGAAUAGAAGGGAGACCAAUAUGGAGAGGCUUUGUGGGUUUUUGACUGUUCCUUAGAGCAUUGUGAUAAUACUUUCCUUUUUAUCUUUACCAAUUUCUAAUUCAAAAUAACCCAUAUCAUUAAAAUUAGAAGCCUAGUAGUUUAUUCACAAAACCUAUUUUCCAAUGGUAAUGUGGGACAUCAAAUAUAAAAGUAUAGUGCACUUAAGGUGGAAGUUCAUUAAUAAUACUGUUACAUCGUCAUCUCCAUUUCCAUUACUGCACAAUUUAAAUAUCAUAAUUCCUACCUUGGUCUACAUAAGUGUUACAUCUGUUUUACAUGGUGCAACUUUUUGCCUGUAAUAUUUGUUACUAGCUCCUUUUAUAUAAAUUCCUUAGUGAAGAUUAAUGUUACACAUUAGUAAAUCAUUACCCCUCUCCUUUCUCUUUUACAUCUUUUAGCUAAAUAAUAUAUUUCCAUAACCCAAUUAGAUAAUUCCAUAAUCCUUAUUAGACAAUUUGAAGUUGACUGUGAUGCUCAUACCAGUAAGCAGGGUCAAAAUUAAACUCUAGAUGGAAUAGUCAUAAUUGAUAUGGAAUGAAUAUUUGAUACAGUGGAGCCAGUCUAUGGAAAACACAGUGUCUUUUUGUAUCACACAGAUUAUACCUUUUUAUAAGUUUCAAAAGAAACUUGACAUUAAAACUGCUGUGAUUUGCUAAGAUAGCUACACUGUACUUAUGAAUGUCUUACCAAGCGUGAUACAGUACAGAUGUACAUUACAUUUAUGUACUAUAAUGCAGACUGAUAGUAAUAUUAUAUUCUCCUCUUUUCCUGUAGUUAAUAAUAGGUUUAUGAUGGUUGUGUUUGUAGGGAAUUGGUGUAAUUGAUUAUAGAAAAAAUAGUUGAAUAAAUCAAUUGUAAUUAGUA
Molecule: messenger RNA, 8604 nt
Organism: Zootermopsis nevadensis
Lineage: Eukaryota; Metazoa; Arthropoda; Insecta; Blattodea; Termopsidae
Product: HEAT repeat-containing protein 5B
Biological process (GO): retrograde transport, endosome to Golgi; endocytosis; intracellular protein localization
Cellular component (GO): membrane; endocytic vesicle; Golgi apparatus
Source: RefSeq, a predicted model, not a curated record